Molecule: messenger RNA, 1779 nt
Organism: Grammomys surdaster
Lineage: Eukaryota; Metazoa; Chordata; Mammalia; Rodentia; Muridae
Gene: Sfxn4
Product: sideroflexin 4
Exons: 12
Coding region: 26-811 (261 amino acids)
Biological process (GO): mitochondrial transmembrane transport; monoatomic ion transport
Cellular component (GO): mitochondrial inner membrane
Molecular function (GO): monoatomic ion transmembrane transporter activity
Source: RefSeq, a predicted model, not a curated record
CCUUGACAGGCUGCCCUGCGUCAUCAUGACUUUUCCUCUCAGAGAUGGUCUUGGACUGAGUAACCCGCUUCAGUCCUUUUUUCGAAGAUUUUGUCAGUGGAUGGAUUUAUUAGAUCCUGUCAACGUGUUUAUUUCCAUUAAAAGCAUAGAAAAAUCACGACAGCUGUUGUUUACCACUGAAGAUGCACCCAAACACUACCUGGAUAACCAAGGGAUUAAAGACGCAUGGAAUAAGAGUCUUUCAACUGUGCACCCUGACAGCAGCAAGCUGAUACCCCAUCUUCUCCGACCUGCAGCUUUCUUGCCUGUAACAGCACCCAUGAGUCAUGGACCAGUAGAGAGAACAUUGUUGGGAGCAGGGGUGUUUGUGUCUUCAACUUUCUUUGGAUUAAUUCCUCAUCUCUUUCAAAUGAAGUAUCCCCUGAAUAACUUUUGGCUUAAAAGAACCUUGCCAAUCGUCUUUCUUGCCCAAGUCAGUGGAAUGAAUGUUUUUGCAUCCCGCAGUUUUGAAUACCAUCGAGGAAUUGAGGUGAUGGAUAAGGAAGGCCAUGUCGUAGGCUAUUCCAGAAAAGCUGGGAGAAAGGCUAUUAAAGAAACAGCAAAAUCCAGAGCAGUGCUGUUUGGUACCUCAGCCUUGGCCCCUGAACUCUUUAUCCACAUUUUAAAAAGAUCGAGGUUUUACCCACAAACUCUGCUGUCAUUAGCGAUCUUGAGAAUGAGUUCUACAUUCUUUAUGAUGGGACUGAUGGUGCCAGUGUCAUUCAGCAUGUUUCCACAAAUUGGACAGAUAAUAAACGAACAGAGGGGCUAGAACCAAGAAAGGUUCCUGGAGAAGGGAGCCUCUGGAAAUGGCUGAGAUUGCACAGGCAGAGAUGGAACUAAAAGAACGAGUUCCCAGUGGAAGAACAGGAGGGAGAAGUGGACAGCAUGACCCCAUAUGACUGUCAGGAUGCUGAGACCAAAGUUAGCACUGCAUCACCAGGCUGAGGAAGCAGACAGUAGUCUUGAAGACAUAGAGGCUGAAUCUCAGAGGUCAGAGCAGGGGCAGGAAGUAGGAUCUGUAUCUGUAUUGCCCCAAAGAUUCACCAGACCUUGAAGGUAAGUGCUUGUUGGCUCUAAGUGAGUGGUGGAGAUGCUCUAGUGGCAGUCUUGUACUAAUGGUAUAUCUGGCCUUGACUGGUCAUCCUAAGGCUGGGAGGGAUCCAGCGUCUCCUCAGAUAUCCCUGUAGUACAUUUCUAGAACUUCAAGGAUCCUGAAAAGGGAGCCUGUCCCUUUAGAGCUCUUCUGCUUGUCUCAGUUAAUCAGUGCAUCCAACCUUGCAAGACUAGAAAUGGACAUUGGCUGUUAGGAGUCCACUGUUAACAUUUGCUAGAUGUGAUAACUCUCCUUCCUGUGUACACGGUACCAGACUUUAUCAUCUGUAAUAUUUGUAGUGGAAAAUUUGUAGGUGAAAUAAUGAAAGGAACCAGGUGUAUUCUUGUAUUCCCAGCAUUCUAGAGGCUGAUGCAGGAAUAGACUGUAAGUUCUAGAUCAUCCUGGCCUACACAUCAAGAUGCUGUCCCAAAAAGCAAAAAAAGAAGGAACUCACACUACACUUAUGGACACUUACGGAUGUGACAAGUGCUCUAGGAAAUCAAAUCAGCACAUUCUUUGUAGCUAUUGCUGAGUGAUGACUGUACAAGAGCUUAUUAUAUUCCCUUUGUUUAUAUUUGAAAUUUUUAAUUUAAAAAGUUCUAAGAAAUGGUACUUCUGAGCCGGGCGGUGGUGGCGCACGCCUU